Miscanthus lutarioriparius is the source of this 228-nucleotide messenger RNA. NCBI's taxonomy places the organism in Eukaryota, Viridiplantae, Streptophyta, Magnoliopsida, Poales, Poaceae. The record is from the annotation of a GenBank genome assembly.
AUGGCGGUGGCACCGGCGGACGCGAAGGCGGAGGCAGCCAAGAUGGACCUCCUCGAGGACGACGACGAGUUCGAAGAGUUCGAGAUCGACCAAGAAUGGGAUGAUAAGGAAGAAGGCAAUGAAGCCGUCCAGCAGUGGGAGGAUGAUUGGGAUGACGAUGACGUGAAUGAUGAUUUCUCGCUGCAGCUGAGGAAAGAGCUGGAGGGAAGCAACGCCCAGAAGAGCUGA